AUGGCGAGCAACUUCGAAAUCUCCUCUCCUCGCUCUCAAGGUAGUCUUGUUACAGUUCUAAGCAUAGACGGAGGAGGGGUGAGAGGAAUUAUUCCAGGAAUCAUUCUUGCCUUUCUUGAAUCCAAGCUUCAAGAGCUUGAUGGAGAGGAAGCAAGGCUUGCAGACUAUUUUGAUGUGAUUGCUGGAACAAGCACUGGUGGUUUAGUGACCACAAUGCUAACUGCUCCUAAUAAGAGUAAUCGGCCAAUGUAUUCAGCCAAAGAUAUCAAAGAUUUCUAUUUAAAGCAAUCGCCUAAGAUCUUUCCUCAAAAUGGUUUAUCUGAAGACUCAAAUGGCAAUACUCGAAGCUUCAAUCUCAUUGAUGGUGGACUUGCAGCAAAUAAUCCAACUUUGCUUGCCAUGAAUAUUGUGAGCAAGAACAUUUUCCUGGAAAGACAAGACUACUUUCCUAUAAAUCCAGUGGAAUACAGCAAGUUUCUUGUACUUUCUGUUGGUACUGGAUCAGCCAAGGCAGAAGAGAACUACAAUGCAAAAGAUGCAGCUAAGUGGGGAGUGCUUCGAUGGCUAUAUAACAAUGGUGGCACGCCUAUCAUCGACAUAUAUUCACAAGCAAGUGCAGACAUGGUUGAUAUCAUGACUUGCAUUCUCUUCAAAACUCUACAUUCAGAGAACAAUUAUCUUCGCAUUCAGGAUGACACAUUGAUGGGGAGCACAUCAUCAGUGGACAUCUCAACGACAGAGAACUUAGAAGAGUUGGUGAAGAUUGGAGAGAAUUUGAUUGAGAAGAAUGUGUCGAGGGUGAAUAUAGAGACUGGGAUAUAUGAGCCUGUCAAAGGUGGAGGAACUAAUGAAGAAGCCUUGAUUCACUUUGCACACUUACUUUCAAAGGAAAGGAAGAGAAGAAUUAAUGGUACAAAAAUGGCAGCCGCUGCUUAA
Dendrobium catenatum is the source of this 936-nucleotide messenger RNA. RefSeq names its product patatin-like protein 3. Lineage: Eukaryota; Viridiplantae; Streptophyta; Magnoliopsida; Asparagales; Orchidaceae. Gene Ontology annotation, molecular function: monoacylglycerol lipase activity; glycerophospholipase activity. The record is from RefSeq and is a predicted model, not a curated record. Bases 1 to 936 code for a protein of 311 amino acids. Gene Ontology annotation, biological process: lipid metabolic process. The transcript is spliced from 5 exons.